UUUAAAACAUAAAAUUAUGGCUGAAGAAAUUAAGGAAUUUCUUAAAAAGAAGGACUAUUAUGAAAUACUCGGAGUGUAAAAAUCAGCCACUGACGAUGAGCUUAAGAAAGCUUAUAGAAAACUAGCUUUGAAAUUCCACCCUGACAAAAACUAACAUGAAGGAGCCCAAGAAGCUUUCAAACGUGUAGCAUAAGCAUAUAAUUGUCUUUCGAAUCCUGAUAAAAAGAGGGUUUAUGAUCAAUACGGAACAGAAAGACCAGAAAUACAACGCCAACAACACUAUUAAGAUCAAAAUGGAUAUUAUUACGAAUAAUUUAAUGGUGAUGACUUUGCAAAUGUAUCAAUAUAAUAAUAAAGAUUAGGAAAUUUUUAGGGCAUUCUUUGGUAAUUAAAGACCUCGCAAUUCAAAUAGACAGCCAAAUAAUGGAUAAGGCAACAUGUAAUUACUUUAAUUACUUCCGAUUAUAAUGCUGAUUCUAUUAUCUUCAUCAGGAUUUUUGAAUUUGUUUUAGUCAGCUCCUUUGUAUUCAUUUUAAAGGUCAUAUGAUUACCCGACUGCUUAAACAACAAGAACGCUAUAAGUAACAUUUAUUAUAAAACAAAGGUUAAAUAUUAUGUAGGCUCUAAUUUCAAAGAAGAAGUCUCAACUAAAGAAAAACUCAGAGAACUUGAAUUAGAAAUUGAAUAGCAUUAUGUAAAUUAGCUAAAACGGGAUUGCAACAAUGCGUUUUAGAAAAAGCAAAUGUAUGAAAGCUAUGCAAACAGAGCGUUCUAUCAGCGAGAUCGUGAUUAAUAUAGAAAUGCAAUUAGAAGAUUAGACUUUUCAUCUUGUGAAAAAUUAGAAGAGCAUCGCAAAACUAUUCUUAGAUUUGAUCAAUUAUAUUGA
Messenger RNA from Paramecium octaurelia, 886 nucleotides. Lineage: Eukaryota; Ciliophora; Oligohymenophorea; Peniculida; Parameciidae. The record is from the annotation of a GenBank genome assembly.